UAUCAUUUGCAUGUUCUAAUCCAAGGCACUGCAUGCCAGAAACCAUAAUGCACUGAUACAUUUCCUGAUAGGAAACGCAAACACCCUGCGAGUCCACCUACAGGCCGCCUCAGCAGCAUUUCCUAGCCCUGCCUUUCUGGCGGUUUGCUCUGUUUUCUGUGCACAGCAGGCCCUGGAGACACCCAGCAAGGCCAGGUUCACGGCUGCCGCCAGCAUUGGGGCUGCUGCGUGACGAUGCUGCUGAAUGACGAUGCCUCUGUGUGAUGGUGCUGCUGCAUGACGGUGCCACUGGCAUCCCCAGCCUGCCCAUUGCAUUGGCAGAGCAGGAGGAGGCAGGGUGCCCGUCUGUGUUGCAUUUACCCCACAUUGGCGAGAUCAAGGACAGCUUCCUGGAGCCAAAUGGCUCCUGCUGGCCUGCUCGGUGUCUGCGGCCUGCUCUGCGCCUGGGCAGCGGCGGUGGCAGGACACCCCUGCAGCCUCGACCUCCAGACACUUUCAAGGGCUUGGAAAGCUUGCACACGCUGCUCCUAAGAAACAACAGUCUGCAAGAGCUGGAGGUCCCAUUCUUCCUGCCGCUGAGAGGUCUUCUCCACCUGGACCUGCGGAGCAAUGCGCUGCUGUCCAUGGAUGCUUUGACGCUGCAGCUGAUGGAGGCUGUCCCUGAGAUCCAGCUGGAUGGGAACCCCUGGGUCUGUGACUGUGCUGCUCACCACUUGCAGCAGUGGCUAAAGCACAGACAAGCCAUGCAGGUCACCUGCGCAUCACCCCCAGAGCUGUGGGGACAGGACAUCGCAGCUCUGGACUCCCAGGACCUGGGCUGCCAAAAAAAGCAGCGGUUUCCUCGGGAUGUCAGCCCGGGGCAGCUGACCACAGCCACCCACAAUGACACCACCACGGUGCCUGUGGGGAAGGGAGGAAGGAGCUGGCCAUACCUCGUGGGCUUCCUGGUGACAGCCAUCAGCAUCUCCAUCCUGGUGGCGCUGGUCGCCAAGUGCAAGCUCUGCCACAAGAACUUUGUCAGCUACCACCACCGGCCACUGCCUGAAACCAGCUCGAUAGGAGGCAACCCCUUGGAGGAGGGCCUGGGCUGGGACAGGGGCUCCUCAGGCUGGGGUGACGGCGAGAGCCACCCCAUACCCAGUGUCACUGGCCUGCAAGCUGAGGAUGACGACGGCUUCAUCGAGGACAACUACAUCCAGCCCAGCGAGCAGAUGCAGGAGGAGGAGGAGGAGGAGGAGGAGAGGGAGUCACACCUCUCCGUCUGAGGCGGCAGCCCCUCUCCAUCCCCAUGCCCCCAUCUCCUUCCUGCCUUUUCCACUCGCCCUUGGCUUUUGUCCCCAUGUGGAGGGGAGCAGGAGGGAAGGAGUGGGGAGAAGGGGUCCCUGUGCCCCAGUGUGAUGCCAGGGGGGCUGCAGCGGUUUGGAGACACCAGGCGCACUGCUGCCCUCCCAGUCCUGCUCGGGUGCUGAGGAGGAGCAGGACGGUGCUGGUCGCAGCUGGAUGAGGAGGAUUAAAAUGUGAUUAAAGAAUGAUUCAACACUG
This is a messenger RNA of Cygnus olor (mute swan), 1542 nucleotides long. RefSeq names its product chromosome 8 C1orf210 homolog (gene C8H1orf210). Gene Ontology annotation, molecular function: protein binding. The record is from RefSeq and is a predicted model, not a curated record. Lineage: Eukaryota; Metazoa; Chordata; Aves; Anseriformes; Anatidae. The transcript is spliced from 5 exons. Bases 264 to 1265 code for a protein of 333 amino acids.